This is a messenger RNA of Rhopilema esculentum, 1009 nucleotides long. RefSeq names its product U6 snRNA-associated Sm-like protein LSm7. Gene Ontology annotation, cellular component: U12-type spliceosomal complex; spliceosomal tri-snRNP complex; U6 snRNP. NCBI's taxonomy places the organism in Eukaryota, Metazoa, Cnidaria, Scyphozoa, Rhizostomeae, Rhizostomatidae. Gene Ontology annotation, molecular function: RNA binding. The record is from RefSeq and is a predicted model, not a curated record. Gene Ontology annotation, biological process: mRNA splicing, via spliceosome; nuclear-transcribed mRNA catabolic process.
AACGCUCUUUUCAAAACGAGGUCGUUGCAACAGAUCUGCCUUCAUUUUGUGGAUCUCAAAAUGGCGGAAAAAAAGAAGAAAGAGUCUAUCUUUGACUUAUCAAAGUACAUGGACAAAUCAGUCCGAGUGAAGUUUAGUGGAGGGAGGGAAGUUUCUGGUGUUUUGAAAGGAUUUGAUCAACUUUUGAAUCUUGUACUGGAUAACACCACAGAGUAUGUUCGAGAUGCUGACGAUUCAUACAAGUUGUCUGAUGAAACUCGAAAGCUCGGCCUAACUGUUUGUAGGGGCACUGCUGUCGUGCUUAUAUGCCCGUUAGAUGGUAUGGAGUCGAUAUCCAACCCAUUUUUGCAGCAAGAGACCUAAAUAGACUCAAUUUUUUGGGUUUAAAGAUUUGAGUUAUGGAUGUAGGAUGGCUGAUAAAGGAACUGGAGGAUGUUAUAGAGAAAAACAGUUGAAAGGAAGGGGACAUUUAGGCCAGUCACUUUGUUGCAAAGGAUCCGCCAUUUUGAAUUUACAAAAGACGCACUGUUGGGUCUCUAAUAAUAAGGAGUAAAAGUUAGAAGUUGAGUAGACAGGGGUUAGGGUCAGCGGGGAAUUGGAGUAAGACGGGGGUUGUAGUAAGGUGGAAGUUGAAGCAAGCAGGGGGUUGGAGUAAGACUGGGGGUCAGAUUUAUCAGGGGGUUGGAGUAAGCAGAGAUGUACAGAGAGAAAUUGAAUUGGAAAACCUUCUUUAACUUAUUAAAUGAAGCCCUUGAAAAUAGUUGGUGAGUGAUAGAAAGUGCGUCAAUAAACUAUUGAAGGAAGAAAUGUUUAUAUAAAAUCAUACAUUAGUGGAAAGCUAACAAUGAACUUUCUCUCUAUAUAUAAAAGACUCAUUUUCGCUGAUAGAUGAUCUUUAGACCAGGGUGAGAGGGAUGAUUAUUAGAGACCCACGUGUGUAGAUGUUUUUAUUUAAAGCUUUAAUUGUAUUGGAACAGAUUUGUACAAGAAAGCAAAGAGAUGCCAGUGA